AGACUUCCGAAUACACGUUAUUUUCAGCAAGCAUCAUGGCUACGGGUGAUUCCAAAUCAGAAUCUGCAGAUAAAUCAGAAUUAAAGGCGAAUUCGAGCAUUCCUUUAGCAGAAUUUGUAGAAGAUGUUGAUAGUUUUAUGAAGAGAGAAGAAAAUGAAUCGGCUGAAAAUGUUUUAGUAAGGCUGGAUGAACAACAUAGGAAAUAUAAAUUUAUGGAAUAUAAUAUAUUAACAAAGAAAAGCAGAUUGAAACAACAGAUCCCAGACAUAAAAACUUCAUUAGACAUAGUUAAACAUUUACAGUCAAGGAAGGAAUCCACCGAUCCCAUGGAAACCCAGUUUUUGUUAUCAGAUCAAGUUUAUGCAAAAGCUAAAAUUCCUCCAACAAAUAAAGUCUGCUUAUGGCUAGGGGCAAAUGUAAUGUUAGAAUACACAUUAGAUGAUGCAAAUGAGUUACUAGAUACAAACUUGGAUGCAGCAAAUAAAAGUUUAGCACAAGUGGAGGAAGAUUUGUGUCUGAUCCGAGAUCAAACCACUACAUUAGAAGUCAACAUGGCUAGGGUAUAUAAUUGGGAUGUAAAGCGAAGACAAGCGCUACAGGUUACCAAAUCAUAGCACCAAUCCAUCAAAUCCGGUCUGCAAUAGUGCUUUUUACACUGUGUUCAAUGCAUUAUCAUUUGGAACAUCAGCUCAUACAAGCAGUAAUUCAUUGGAGAUCAACCGUUCAGAGAAAGUGGAGAUCAUUUUAAAAACUUUUGUAUUUAUUCGGUUACAAUUCCUUUUAAUUCUGAAUUCUUUUUCAAAUUCAAAAAUGUUUAUAAUAUCAACUUUGGUAAUAAAAAAGUUUUCGACAAAGAUCUAAAAAAAAAACCACAUUUUAUUAAAAAGAAAUUAUAAAAUCAUUGCUACAGUUUCUGUUAAAGAUAUUUUAAUUGUAAAUUAUGACUUUAAAAACAGGUUCAAUGUUUGUUUAUGUUUAUAUAUUUACUGCCUACUUAUUAUAUAACCUGUGAUUUUGCUUAGAACACUGACUUAACCAGUCUAUAUAUGUGAACAAAAUUUGUGGUGUACUAUUACAUAUAUUUAUAAUUAACAAUUUUUUUUUGUAAAUACACAAAUAAAAGUACUGAAAAUGA
Molecule: messenger RNA, 1135 nt
Organism: Mytilus trossulus (common blue mussel)
Lineage: Eukaryota; Metazoa; Mollusca; Bivalvia; Mytilida; Mytilidae
Product: prefoldin subunit 3-like
Exons: 6
Coding region: 36-614 (192 amino acids)
Biological process (GO): protein folding; microtubule-based process; tubulin complex assembly
Cellular component (GO): prefoldin complex; cytoplasm
Molecular function (GO): tubulin binding
Source: RefSeq, a predicted model, not a curated record